AUGCAACCGCAUGAGGACUUCCCAUCCGGGACGCGGACACUUUACCUGCACAACCACCAUAGGGAUCCAUUCGGCUUUCUUGCAAAUGGACCCAAUUUUGUUCGCGGAAUUCCAGGAUUUUCUUUGUCUCAAACAGAACCUACCCAGGGCAAUCACAGUGGACAAUUCUGGAAUGGUGAAGGCCAACAGUACUUGCACCAAGAUCCUAUCUCACCCAAUGGAGUCCAGCAUGGAUUUUCUGAUUCUUUUUCUUUCCAUGACUCCGAGGAGAACUUGACCGGUCAUAAUGUUGGCCGAGGGUCAGUUUCAGGCUCAACCAGAGGCCCAUGGAACAAUGAACUUUCUACUGCUCAUUUAGAGUCGGUAGAAAUGUCGCGCUUCCCAUCUCAGGAUUCCAUCGGAGCUCACUCCCAGAGGACAACUAACUCAUAUGAUCAGAGCCGAUCUACGAGGAUGUACCCCAAUGUCAACCAGAUGACAUUCAAUAUGCCGUCUGCUAGAUCAGACAUAACAGGCAGGUCAAACAGCCCUGUGAAUUCUGCUUUGUAUACCCCAACGCAACCUACGGAUCUCCACGGAUUCAGCACCUAUCCGUACCCAGGAGAAGAUAUGUCAGGUGCCAACCCAAUGUUUCACCGGAACUCCAAUGCUAGUAUUGCACACCCCAUGAAUGUUUCAUUAUCCACAGGACCAUACAACAUGUAUGCCACAUCAGGAGAAGAGGCCUUUGUGUCCUUGACGGCAGAAUCCGAUAUUCUUGGCGCCCAAGGUCCAGACGGAGGCUCAAUGAUGUACAACCCCGGUGCUAUCAUGGAGUCUCCUACUCUGUGGGACAAUGCCGAUUACAUGGAUGAAUCACGAAGAUCCUCGCCAGUCAUAUUCGAGGAACAAUGGUCACUGCCUCCGGCACAGAUCACAGCAUCAGCAACAAACAGCCCUCUAGACUACUCCCCCAGUCUUGAAGGCAUUUCUCCUAGGUAUGUUGAGGACUUUCCAGAUUUGGUGGAACUGCCCCCUUACACAACGACUGGUGAUAGGGUAAUGAGGAAGCCCAUUGGACCAAGGCCAUCCAAAGUUGCGAGUGACUUGGCAGCCGCCUCCAGGCGUCAACGUCUUCCUGGUACUUCCGAAACCUCUGAUGAAUCCUUGAAACUUGUUGGCCGCUCCAGCCUCGAUGUGGACAAUACUGCCAGGGACCAUCACCUCUACCACAAUGUGACACCCCAAGCCGAUGGACUUUACCACUGCCCGUGGGAGAAGGACCCCAAUUCCAACUGCCAACACAAGCCGGAAAAGCUCAAGUGCAAUUACGAUAAAUUCGUGGAUUCCCACCUGAAGCCCUACAAGUGCAAGAUCCAUACCUGCAAGGAACUCCAGUUCUCGUCCACGGCCUGCCUGCUCCGCCACGAGCGUGAAGCUCACGCCAUGCACGGACAUGGAGACAAGCCCUUCCUGUGCAGUUACGACGGCUGCGAGCGAGGUGUCCAAGGAAAUGGCUUCCCGCGCCACUGGAACCUGCGUGACCACAUGAAGCGUGUGCACAACGACCCAGGACACCCCAAGAGCAAUGCCUCCGGCUCCCCUCCCCCUUCUGCGCCCGCGCCCAAGAGCAAGAAGCGUAAGGCAGGUGACAGUAACCCAGACUCUCCAUUUGUUGAAAAGGCCACAAAGAGGAUUGCCACACCUCCGGUUGUGAUGCGUCAGCCACAGACACAGGAGCCAAGCCUUCUUGAGCGUUACCAUGAGAAGCAGCGCCUCUUGCUUAGCAUCGGGAAGCAGCUUGCGGAUCCAAAGCAUGCUGAUAAUAUGAAAUUGCUCCGCGAGGCAAAUGAUUGUAUCAAGGUAAUGGUCCAGACCACCCAACGGAUAAAUGCCGCCCCAGCCAUGGCCCGAAACUUCAGUCAACAAUCAUCCGGCUGA
Molecule: messenger RNA, 1920 nt
Organism: Mollisia scopiformis
Lineage: Eukaryota; Fungi; Ascomycota; Leotiomycetes; Helotiales; Mollisiaceae
Exons: 3
Coding region: 1-1920 (639 amino acids)
Source: RefSeq, a predicted model, not a curated record